This is a messenger RNA of Cuscuta campestris, 2909 nucleotides long. The record is from the annotation of a GenBank genome assembly. Lineage: Eukaryota; Viridiplantae; Streptophyta; Magnoliopsida; Solanales; Convolvulaceae.
AUCUUUGGCCUACUCUAAUCUUUUGAUCUCAACAGCGGAGCAUGGAUACGUUUCAGGUUUCCCGUCAAUAAUUUCCCAAAAAUAUUAAGGAAUUAUAAGCAUCAGAAACUGCUCUGGGAAACUAGAAUUCCCACGGCCAGUCAAAGAGAUUAGUGAUUAAAUAAGGGAAAACUUGUUGCAACUAUGUUCAAAGCAGAGAGGCAAUACCUAGAGGUGAUCAUUUGAAAGAAAGUCUCGGCAUAAAUAGAUGUGGUUUCAACCAAAAACUUUCAAACAAUGACAAAAGAAAUAUUCGAUGACAGAAACCUGCUAUAAGAGGAUGGAAGUGGAGGGAAAUGAGGUUUUUGGUCAAUAAUUUCCAACAGUUGGAUGGUAGCAACAUAGUUUUUCAGAACCAUGAGUGGAACAUCUUCAAAUAAAAGAAGAUUGAAAGACCUUUUGCUACAAAGUGAUAAUCGAGUAUGUGCUGAUUGUGGUGCUCCAGAUCCCAAAUGGGCAAAACGCACGAGCAGAGAGAAUGAGUACUAUAGGUGGGUGUGUCACAAAGCCGGUUUUCACAAGGAAAAAGUGAAAGAUGGGAAUGCAACAGAAAAGAAGAAAAGAAAGACAUCUACGAGUAAGGUAGGUUGCAAGAAUGCAUUGAGUUUGAAGUUUGAUAAAGUGAGUGAGAAGUGGUUUAUCUAUGCAUUCACAAAAGAGCAUAAUCAUGCCGCUGUUACUCCGAACAAGGCACACUUUGUGCCUACUGGAGUUACUAUAGAAGAGAGCAGUGCUGCAGUUAUUGAGUUGUUCAAGGACCAUGGUAUCCCAAUUGGUAAAGUAGCAGAGUUGUUUGGUAAAGGCCGAUUUACCAAGCGAAAUUGUUACAAUCAUAUGAGGGAUGUGAGGUCUAAGAUUCUUGAUGUUGGUGAUGCGCAAGGGGUUCUCGAGUAUUCGGCUUCCAGCGGCCAACUCACCAUGGCCAGCACCACUUCAUCCGAGACUCCGGCUUCUUCUCCGGCCUCUCCUCACCUCGCCUUCACCACCAUAUCUAACGUCAAACUUCACGUCCCCAUUCAACUCAGCUUUUCUCAACCCAACUACAAAAAAUGGAGUCGUCUCUUCAUGCUCCUUGUUCAACGUUUCAAUCUUCAGGGUUUUCUCACCGGCUCUCAUGUUCCCUCCUCCUCUGAUGAUGCUGAAUGGUUUCAACUUGAUGCCCUACUCCAAGGAUGGAUUCUUUCAACCAUCACCGAUGAAGUCUCCGAUCUAGUCAUCUCUUCUGCCACCACCGCUUCUUAUUUAUGGCGGGUCAUUCAUGCUCUUUUUCAUGACAACAAACACGCUCGAGCCAUGCAACUCGAGCACCAGUUUCGAACCACGGUCAAAGGCACCAUGACCAUGGCAACCUACUGCCAAACCUUGAGGAAUAUCGCUGAUUGGCUUGAUGAUGUUGAUGCUCCUGUUUCCGAGUCUCAACUGGUUUUAAAAAUGCUCCGUGGACUGCCUAUGGAUUUACAGGCUCAAACGUCGUUUCUUCAAUUCCAAGAUCCGCUACCCAAUUUUCUUCAAACUCGUUCAGCACUCAUGCUUUUGGAUCGGCAGCAAGGCACCGCGGACAGCGACGGUACAGCGCUGGUUGCUGGCCGUACCACCUCAGCACACGGCAGCCACCACGGUGGCAGUGGCGCAGGCGGCAGUGGCGCAGGUGGUGGACAGCAGAUGGGCAGCAGCAAUCUGGGCAGAAACUCCUAUGGCGGCAGUGGACGGGGAACCGGCAGCUAUGGACGGCAGAUGAAUCGCAUCGGCGGCAACCGUGGACGUGGUCGUGCGAACCCCUUCUGGACUCUUCUUGCAUCAGACUCAAUGACGAACGGUGAAUCGACGAAGGACAGAACCAGUAACUUCACUAAACUGGAAGGCUUCCUAGGACAGGAUUUUCGAAGAUGGCAGAAGAAGAUGCAGAUCCUGUUGACGACUCUAAAAGUCGUGUAUGUGCUGAGUACUCCCAAACCAGAAGAGCGCGAGGACGAAACCAUUGAACAUGCCAGAAGGCGCUGCAAGUGGGAGAAUGACAACAUUCUUUGCAUAGGCCACAUUCUAAACGGUUUGUCUGAUCCCCUCUUCGAUAUUUAUCAGAAUGUUGAAUCUGCAAAGGAGUUAUGGGAUUCUCUUGAAUCCAAAUACAUGGUAGAAGAUGCAUCAAGUAAGAAAUUUCUUGUUAGUGACUUUAAUAAUUAUAAGAUGGUUGAUUCGAGGUCUGUUAUGGAACAAUAUCAUGAACUUGUGCGUAUGUUGGGACAAUUUAAUUUACAUGGUAUGAAACAAGACGAAUGUAUUUCUGUUUCGAAUGUAAUUGAUAAGAUGCCACCGUCUUGGAAAGACUAUAAACGUGAAUUGAAACACAACAAAGAUGAUUUGUCUUUGGUUCAAUUGGGCACUCAUCUUCGGAUUGAAGAAUCAGUGAGGGCUCAAGAAAGCAACAAAUCCAAGGACGUUGCUGGACCAUCUUGUGUUAAUAUGGUGGAGGAUGGUGGUUCCAAGGGAAAGCAUAAGUCUGGAAAAAGGAAGCAAAACAAGCCCGACAAGAACACCGCCAACAAGAAACAAAAGGUGGCGUGUUGGAAGUGUGGUAAACCCGGGCAUUUCAAGAAAGAUUGCAGGGUUGGGAAAGGAAAACAAGAAGCCGGUCCAAGUGGGUCGAAGGACCCAAAUAUGCAACAAGGAUGAUGAUGUUGCAUGGUGGGUAGAUUCGGGAGCAACAUCCCAUGUGUGCAAGGAUCAACGUUGGUUCACAUCUUUGAGGCCAAUUGAAGAUGGCUCAACAUUGCGCAUGGGGAAUGUGUCUACCGAACCCAUCAAAGGAAUUGGAAGUGUUAGGCUAGUGUUUACUUCUGGAAAGUCAAUAACAUUAAAUAAUGUAGUAUUUG